AUGUCUACCUGGAUAUAUAUUAUAUGGAAAUAUUUGCGAUUAAUGCAAUAACAAAAUUCAAAACUGUUUGACUUGUACUUAAAAUUAAGAUUAAAGUGGAUUUAUUUGUUAAUCUUGUGUUGAUGGUUAUGUUUUAAAUACUAAUACAAAUUAAUGUUAAUAAUGUCCUAAUGGUUGUUAAAAUUGCUAAAUUUCCAAUACUAUUGCUCCAUAUUCGCUUACUUGUAAUACUUGUGCUAAUGGAAAUUAUAUUGAUAUUGAUGGAAAUUGUUUAGGGUGUCCUUUUUAUUGCAAAUCUUGUGAUUCAAAAUACGUAAUAUUUUAUAUAUAUUUAUAGAUAUGUAAAACUUGUAAUGAUGGAUAUUAUCUAAUUUAAUCUUCAAUCAAAAUCAAUUCUAAAUCCUAUAUAUUUUAACCCUGUUAUCCAUGUUAAAAUAAUUGUGCUACUUGUACAGGACCUUAUGGAAAUAUUUGUUUGACUUGUUAAAUUGGUUUUGUUCUUUAAAGUGGAGGCUGUAUUAAUUUAACCUAAAAAAUUUUAAAUGAUCCAACAACUUACAGUUUAGCUAAUUGUUAUACAUCUGAUUCUUCAGGUUGUACAGUAUGUUUAGCUGGAUUUUUCUUAGAUUCAUCACGAGUUUGUUAAUAAUGUGUUUCACCUUACUCUAAUGUAUUUAAGUGUCUUUAUUUUAUUAGUUUGUUUGUGGUUUGGAAGCAAUCUCUCCAACCAAUCCAACAAUACCAAAUAAUUAAUCAAGUGGUUAAUAUAAUACAAGCAAUAAUACAUAGACCAUUAUUGAAAUAGGAAUUAAUCCAAUUUAACCAAAUAGUCUAAGUUAAUUAUUAGCAGCGUUCCUUAUAUUUAUAUAUUAAUGA
Paramecium sonneborni is the source of this 876-nucleotide messenger RNA. Lineage: Eukaryota; Ciliophora; Oligohymenophorea; Peniculida; Parameciidae. The record is from the annotation of a GenBank genome assembly.